GUAAUCUGUGGUAGUUUUGAAAAUUGUUUGCCGGGGUAGAAUUUCAAUUUUCAUGGUAAUUUAUUAUUGAGAAAAGAUAGUCUUUUCAUUAGAAAAAUGUCACCAUUGCAAAACAUUUUUCGACUGAGCAGCUCAAUAACAGGAAAUUAUAAGAAUAUUCUCUUGGGAAGAACAAGCUGGCUUAGCCCGAUACAAAUAUGCACUUAUACAAGGAAAUCGGCAGAAGAAAAGCUCGGCAUAGAGAAGCCAAAAAGACCCUUGACACCAUUUUUCAAGUUCAUGACACAGAUGAGACCUGCAUUACUCGCUAAAAACCCUGGAAUUAGCUCUAAGGAAGCCAUAACAUGGACUUCUAAACAUUGGCAACAGUUAGAUAGUGAGACAAAGUCACAGAUGAAUAAAGAAUAUGAAAAAGACAUGGAAGACUAUAAGAAGAUAAAAGAAAUAUACAUGUCAUCCCUCACUGAACAACAGAAAGAUGACAUAAAGCGAGUGAAGGAAGAGAUGAGUGCUGCUAAAGAAAAACGUAAAUUGAAAGCUGAAUAUAAAGAAUUGGGUAGACCAAAGAAACCGAUGUCUUCUUAUUUAUUGUUCACCCAAACAAGAAAGGAGUCAUUUAAAGGGAAACAACUAAAGGAAUACCAAGAAACUAUAAAAAACGAAUGGUUAAAACUGACUGAGAGUGAACGAGUGAAGUAUGAAAAACAGGCUCAAGAUCUUAUGAAUAAAUACAAGAAAGACUUAGAAGCUUGGGAAUUAAAAAUGGUGGCCAUUGGACGUUCCGAUCUUGUGCAGCAAAAAACCCUGCGACAGAAAGCAAAAUCUGAGAAAAAGUCACUAUAGGAAUUUGGGUGCUCUGACCAUGAAUCUGAUACAAUAAAUCCAGAAUCUAGAAAUAAGGAUAAUAAAACUAAUGAACAGAAUAAUAAUGAGUAUUAUAGUUUAAAUAUACAAACAGAAGAAUCUAAGCAUGUAAGUGAAAAUAAGACUAUUAU
Bicyclus anynana (squinting bush brown) is the source of this 995-nucleotide messenger RNA. It is a transcript of the gene TFAM, whose product is annotated as transcription factor A, mitochondrial. The coding region runs from base 97 to 843 and encodes 248 amino acids. The record is from RefSeq and is a predicted model, not a curated record. The transcript has 5 exons. Lineage: Eukaryota; Metazoa; Arthropoda; Insecta; Lepidoptera; Nymphalidae. Gene Ontology annotation, molecular function: transcription cis-regulatory region binding.